AUGUCGGUCACCACUCAAGCCACAAUUGCCAGCUUCGGUGGGAAGCUCCUCAAGCUCGCUCACAAUGCCUCCACCACUGGCUGCGAAAUGAAGUUCAACCUUUACCUUCCUCCUCAAGCCGCAAACAACAAAGUUCCUCUGCUCAUAUGGCUCUCUGGGCUCACAUGUACCGGCGACAACUGCUCUGAAAAGGGUUUCUUCCAACACGGCGCCAGCAAGAAGGGUAUCGCUGUGUUGUAUCCUGACACCAGCCCAAGGGGGAUUGGUAUCCAAGGCGAGGACGACGCCUACGAUUUCGGCACUGGGGCAGGCUUCUACGUCGAUGCCAGUGCAGACCCAUGGUCCAAGAACUACAAGAUGUACUCGUACAUCACCAACGAACUCCCCAAAACCGUUUUCGAGGCGUUCAAAGACCAGAUCGACUCCAGCAAAGUUAGUAUCAGUGGACACAGUAUGGGAGGCCAUGGUGCUCUAUCUCUAUACCUGAAGAACCCGGGCAAAUACAAGAGUGUCAGCGCCUUUGCCCCGAUUGCCAAUCCCUUGAAAUGUCCCUGGGGCGAGAAGGCGUUCAAAGGGUAUUUUGGUGACGACUGGCAAAAACUGGGAGCCCAACAUGAUUCGACAGAGUUACUGAAGCAGUGGAAAGGGGGACCUCUGGACAUUUUGAUCGAUGUGGGAACUGGUGACAAUUUCUAUAAGCAGGGCCAGCUUCUUCCCGAAAACUUCAUCGCAGCCGCAAAGGAAAUUGGACAAGAGAACGGAGUCAAAGUCAGGUUUCAGCCAGACUAUGACCACAGUUACUACACAAUGGCCACUUUCUCGGAUGAUCACAUUGACCAUGCCGCGAAAGCCUCACACGACUCUCUUGCCAUCCAUUUCAUAUCUGCUCGCCCCGUCACGGCCGCCGAAAUGGACCUGGACUUCAGCUACCUCGGUGCGACAGACGGGGUGUGUUCGGCCUUUGACAAAAACGACAACUUUUGGCAAGAGAAGACCGCGUUCGAAUCGAAGCCCAACAUCAAACUGUCCCAGUCGUUGGACCACGGUGGCCACCCGACCUCCUGUCCUCCUCAAAAUGCCCAGGUCAAAAGAAACAGGCUACAUGAAGAAAGAGUCGUCAGUUUCAACUGUGUCAAUGUGAACAGUCCUUGGUGGCACCGUUGUCUUGGAACAGGUCAGAUGACGUCGGAGGACGACAAAUUCAAUGAGGCGAGAAAACUGCAGAAUGCCUUUGCCUUUGUGACCUUUCAUCUGCCGGUGCAUAAACACAUGAGCUGGAGACUUUCACUCCCAUACGCAAUAGGUCAGGCAGACGCUGUUACAGGCCACGAUUUCAAAGUAUUCUCAGCUGAUCGCACGAGGCGCCCCACUCACAACAACGGACAGAAGACGCCCGAUCUCCUCAAGUGCCUGAACUGUCGAGUAUUAUCCAUGCAUGCACAUCAGCAGCAGCAGCAGCAGCAGCAGCAGUAA
Fonsecaea monophora is the source of this 1473-nucleotide messenger RNA. RefSeq lists its product as hypothetical. The record is from RefSeq and is a predicted model, not a curated record. The coding region runs from base 1 to 1473 and encodes 490 amino acids. Gene Ontology annotation, molecular function: S-formylglutathione hydrolase activity. Gene Ontology annotation, biological process: formaldehyde catabolic process. Gene Ontology annotation, cellular component: cytosol. The transcript has 6 exons. NCBI's taxonomy places the organism in Eukaryota, Fungi, Ascomycota, Eurotiomycetes, Chaetothyriales, Herpotrichiellaceae.